Molecule: messenger RNA, 4466 nt
Organism: Mizuhopecten yessoensis (Yesso scallop)
Lineage: Eukaryota; Metazoa; Mollusca; Bivalvia; Pectinida; Pectinidae
Product: VWFA and cache domain-containing protein 1-like
Exons: 24
Coding region: 118-3675 (1185 amino acids)
Cellular component (GO): voltage-gated calcium channel complex
Molecular function (GO): voltage-gated calcium channel activity
Source: RefSeq, a predicted model, not a curated record
GCGUCAUGCCUGAAUGGUUUUGGACUACAGCCAAACAUAGCAGCGGGUUUGCCCAAUAACUACUUCCCUGUAGAGAGGCGAGACGCAGCUGUAGCAUGGUAGGAACACUUGGAAAAGAUGGACGUUAAUCUUCAACUAUUUCUAGCGUUGUCCUUCCUAUGUGUUUGUUUCUGUCAACAUCUCAACGGGGAUGCACUGGCAAGCCAUUUACAGAAAUUUGCAAAUGAGGGAAUGGGUUUAAAAGACCUACAGGCUCACUACGACAGUCUGCGCUACGACAGGAUUGACGUGAACGGGCAUGAUCUGGUAACCAAACUUUCACAAGAAAUUGGUCAGAAGUUUCAAUAUCUGGAAAAAGCCGCCAAAAGCAUCAAAAUAGCAGUAGAAGACAAAUACAACAGUUUCCAAUCAAGUUCGACGUUUGAAAAUUGUUGCGACGUUACUGGGACACCAAACCUCAAAUUUCAGGCGAAUAUUUCUUUAGAUUCGCCCUGUUGGACUGUAUCACCGAAGUCCCCACAGAUCAAGAAGUUUCCAAGUGCCGAAGUGGGAACAAUCAUGAAAAACAAUUUCGAUAAAAAUAAUAACUUGCUUUGGCAGUACUUUGGGGGUGAAGAUGGUACUUCCUUUCAUUUUCCAAAAGCCAAGGUGUCUACCACAUCAUGUAAAUCCUUUGAUCCUCGAUUCCGACCAUACUACGCCGCAGCAGCUACACCUACGGCCAAAGACAUAGUGGUGCUGGUGGACACAUCCACAUCUAUGCACAGGACAGAUAACACAGAUCGAACUAGACUUAGGCUAGCCAAAGAGAUAGCAACAACAGCACUAACGACACUGAAUCCCAACGACAGGAUGGCUGUUGUAUCAUUCAACCCAGAAUCACUUAAACCGACACAAGGCUGUUACACUAAUCAACUAUCACUGUACACAUCCGAUAAUGAGCGAUACCUUACAAAGUUUAUCGGCAAUCUGGAUGUCAGUGGCGGAUCUGACGUCAUUCUGGGCCUUGAGGCGGCCUUCCAUUAUUUCGGAAACUCAUCGGCGCCAUCGGAAGGCGAAGAGCGAUAUCAAGUAAUCCUUGUUCUGUCCGAUGGGGCCGACUCGCCGUCAAACAGAAACCCUCUAGACAUUAUCAGUGACGAAAAUGCCAAGCUUGAAAACCGAGUCCACAUAAUGGUGUAUGGUAUAGGGAAUGAACUUAAUCAGGAUACCGUUGCUAAAGAAUUGCUUCAUAACAUGACCCAUCAAAACAGAAACAAUGCAUCUGCGGGGACUACAAAGAUUGGGUUUUUUCAAAUUAUAUCAAACGCAGAAACUGUCCGCUCAAAUAUGGGACGCUAUUACAGCUUCUUCAAAUCUUCAAAUACAGACCCUGUUAUUUCCGCUCCGUUCCUUGACACAUUCUCAAGAAUUGGUUUGUUAAUAUCAGUUUGCUUGCCGGCGUACGACAAAACCGACCCAUCUAUUUUGUUGGGAGUCGCCUGUGCUGAUGUCAAACUCAACGAUUUAUUCUCGGACGCAAACGUAUUCAACGAAGGUGAUUCGUCAUAUAUUUUCAUCAUAGACCGAAAAGGACGUACGCUAAAGCACCCUUUAUUGCCUCUGUCUCGAACUGUAAAAGACAAAUACACCCUCCUGGAUAUUUCUUAUCUAGAAAGAGCUCAUGGAACAGGCGCAGUAAUUGACGCAAUGAAAAGAAGACAGACUGGGUCAGAAGUGAUAACUGCCUCGACAAGAACAAUGGCCCGGGGUGUGGUUUUGUCUGAGGGUAUUCUAACCAGGACGGCCAGAUCUACAUACUAUUAUGCACCGAUCCUGAACAGCGAGUAUUCCAUAUGUGUAGUAGUUGGGGAUGGCGCCAAGAUUUCUAUGCUUCCGACUAAGAAUAGGAAACCGGGUGUCUUUGUUUACCAUCGACGUGACAUAUAUAAUGAUAAUUUGAAGAGCUGCAGGAAUUUUAAAAGAAAAGCAACCACAGAACACUCGAUAGUAAAAUUCAAUUCCCAUGCGUACAAUGAUAUUGGCAGUUACUUGUAUGAAGAGGAAAAUACGAACACUGUCGAGAGAUACACGAAGUUUUUCAAUGGAGAUCCCUCGACGGCUAAUCCAGGUUUUACGAGUGAGGUCGUCAAUUCAAUAAUAGUUUCCAUAAAGGCAGAGGAGAUAUGGAAAACCAAAACAGACCUGUCCUUAUUCAUCAUUUGGAGGUAUUUCGGCACAAAUGACGGAUUCAUUCGUGUUUUUCCAGGAGUACAGCUGACUUCAGACUAUGAUCAUGAAGUCAGACCUUGGUGGCGGCGUGCUAAAGCUCAGAGGGGGAUUCUCACUAUGACAACACCUUACAUUGACGCGUGGGGUGCGGGAUUGGUUGUGUCUAUAUGUCAAACGAUAUACAUUGGCAGACAAGAUGGGAGGGCUCAUACAAAUACAGACGACGUGGAGGGAGUUCUGUGUUGCGACAUGGGACUGUCAUAUCUAUAUCGAUUGUUAAUAAAGUUAUAUCCCGAAUGCAAGACGGGAAAUACGUGUAUGCUGGUUGACAAUUCGGGUUUCAUAAUCAUUCAUCCUGAUUUUGUGGACCCGAAUGUUAAGGAAUCAGAAAGAAAAGAUGCUGUAGAAGAAAUUCAUAUAGUUCAGAAGGAAAGUGACAUUGCUAAGGACUUGAUCGCCAAUUCAGUGAUGAGCAGGCAAAGCUGUGCAGACUUCGACAAUCACAAGUUACAGUACACAUAUAGGAUACAGUUGAAUGCCGGCGAUGAUCACAUCACAGGGACCGGCUAUGGAUUAUGGAAAGUGGCGGGUACAAAUGUCUUCCUGGUUAGAAAAACGACGGCAGAUGUCAUCGAUCAGUGCUGCACGAACAUACCUAUGGUAUCACCAACAGAAAAGACGUGUGCUGGAGGGACUUGUGAAUGUUUGUGCCACACGCCCAUCUCCUUUGACAUAUGUCUGAAUGAAAAUAGUAAAGACGGCAUUAGCGGGACAUGCAUUGCCAAGACUCCCGAUAGUUCUUCAACAGCGAAACCUGACAUCUUAGACGGCCUGCAAGACUGUUACAACCCCAUAUGUGACGACAGGACACAUGACUUUGAUUGCUACUCUGUGGCUGGCUGUAGUUGGUGUGUCCGCGACAACAGAGCUCCGCUGGCAAAACCAUGCUGCAGGGGCGUAGACACAUGUGACUUCGGAACAGUCCUCGGGGGAAAACAGAAUGUGUGUGCGGGACCAGAAGACACCACGACUACCAAGAGUCCAUCAACUACCGUAUCACCUGACAACCUUAAUGUGGCCGUAGUGGUUGGGGCCGUCUUGGGAUCCAUUGUAGUUAUUCUUUUAAUUGUGAUCGCAAUCAUCCUUUAUCGUCGUUGCUCAAGUCGGCCUAGACAUAAACCGUCCGAUGAUUACCUCACUGCUCUCCCGUCUAUUCGAGAGUGUCCUGAUGGUGUCGUUAAUCCACAAUACGCAGGACUGAAUACGUCGAAUUUGGGGGGCCCUCCACCUUAUGAAGACGGACCUAUUUCUCAUUUACAGCAACAGAAUGCGACUCCAAAUAGUUACAAUGCUAUGCCAGAAUUAACGAACUCAUCAACAUCAAGCGGCGCAAGUCAACCAAAAUAUCAAGGGAACAUAAACCGCAUGCCUCCGAACACAAUACCGACCGAGCCAAAACAAUGAAGAUGUAAAACAAGCAUAUGCUUGGUCAUUGGUUGAAUACAGUGGCUACGAACCAUGACUAUGACAUUUUUAAAUGUUAAUCAUCAACUAGUACAUGGACAAAGAUAACGAACAUCUUAACAUGUUACUUUUGAAACCUUUUUGUCCCGCAAUGUAGUACAGCAGGUUGCAGGACUUUAGCAUAAACUCGGUUCCUGAAUCUUUACCAUUGCUAAGUGUAAUUAUAUAGUAAUAUUACCAUUGAAGUUCCAACUAUCAAUAGCUAUGUUGCUAUCGUUCGUAUGUUUUAUUUAGUCAUACGCCAAAUCAAUUUGAUUCGAUCACUCAUAUACGAAAAUACUCUCUUUUUUUCUUAGACAUUUUGUUUUAGGUUUAGUUUUUUUGUGAACGUUAACGUUUAAGGCACAGUGUAAAGGGUACCACUGCAUCAGUUUUAAUGGCAAAGAAGAGUUUCAUUCCGAGGAUUUUUGACUUAGAGAGUUGUCUCCCCUGCCAAAUUAUUCAUCUUUCAGUGUUGCAGUCAUUUUGAAGCUGCAUAUUAACAAUUCCUUGAUGGCAACAGUAAAGGUAUUUGCAAUGUCAAGUUCCAUCGUUCGACCUUUGCAGUAAAUUUGACUUUUGGCUUUCUUUUUAAUCAUUUAAAGUGUGAACAACUUUUUACUGUAAAAUGCAUUGCGACAUGUGACAUGCUUCCUUUGAAAGGACUUCGACAUUUUUGUACAUAAGUGACAAUGGUUAUAAUAUAGCUUAUCUGCUGGUACCCUUCAGCCUUAUAAUAUCGCAACAGCCAC